This is a messenger RNA of Scutellospora calospora, 1188 nucleotides long. Lineage: Eukaryota; Fungi; Glomeromycota; Glomeromycetes; Diversisporales; Gigasporaceae. The record is from the annotation of a GenBank genome assembly.
UUAAUCGGGUGUAAGAGUAUAAUAAUAAUGUAUUACAAAAUACAAAUAGCUACCGAAUAUCACCUUGGUUUACUAAAAGCAAAAUUAGCAAAAUAUAGAGUUCAACUUCUAGAGCCUUCAAGGUCUGGUGGGGCGAAGGGUGAUGGGUUCGAUGUAAUGAAAUCUGGCGACGCAAGGGUUGCGUUGAUUGGGUUUCCUUCAGUGGGUAAAUCAACAUUAUUAAAUAAACUUACAAAAACUCAUUCAGAGGCUGGCGCAUAUGAAUUCACUACGCUAACCUGCAUACCCGGAAAAAUUGAAUACAAUGGGGCAAAUAUUCAAUUAUUGGAUUUGCCCGGUAUUAUUGAAGGUGCUGCUCAAGGCAAAGGACGGGGGAGACAGGUUAUUUCUGUUGCGAGAACAGCAGAUUUAAUUUUAAUGAUGUUAGAUGCAACCAAAAGUAGUCAACAACGGGUAUUGUUAGAACGCGAAUUGGAAGUCGUUGGGAUUCGAUUGAACACAGAAAAACCCAACAUAUAUUUUAAGGUUAAGAAAGGCGGUGGAAUCAGCUUCAACUCUACUAUUAAAUUAACACAUUUGAAUGAAAAGAUGAUUUUCAAUGCUGAAGUACUAGUUCGUGAAGAUGUUACAGUUGAUGAAUUUAUUGACGUUGUGUUGGGUAACCGUAAAUACAUUAAAUGUCUAUAUUGCUAUAACAAGAUUGACUCGAUAACUUUAGAAGAAUUAGAUCGUUUGGCGCGUGAACCAAAUACUAUUGUUAUUAGUUGUGAGAUGGAUUUAAACCUUGAUUAUCUUGUUGAACAAAUUUGGAAGCAUCUUAACUUGUUAAGAAUAUACACCAAGAAAAGAGGAGGUAUGGUAUUUUGGUGGUCUAUUUUUUAUUUAGGGUACACUAUCAGUAAUUCAUUUCAUGUUUUAGAAUAUCCUGAUUUCGAUGGUGGGCUGAUCGUUAGAAAAGGUGCUACUGUGGAGCAUUGUCAUGCUAUCCAUCGAUCUUUAGUAGAGGAGUUUCGCUAUGCUCUUGUCUGGGGUACUUCCACAAAACAUAACCCUCAAAGAGUUGGGUUAUCUCACAUUAUGGAAUAUGAAGACGUUAUUCAAGAUAAACGUUCCUCUUAUUCAAAAAAGAGCUUUGUACGAUCGUUAAUUGGAAAUGUUAAUAAAGCGUUGCCUGACUGUAACAAAUGA